CUCUUUAUGUUGUGUAUAUGUUUGUUCGAUUUGAGUUGAGUCGAGUUUGCGUUCAUCUUCUGUUAUUUCUCUCUCCCUGUGUGUGUGUGUGAGUAUGUUUGAGCAAAGCAUUCAAUGCCAAAUAUCCUUGCGAAAAUAAGAUAGCCUUAUUGCCACCUAGAAUGAAGCAAAAAGAAAUGGAAACAUCGUUUUUAAGAUGAUUUCAGCAAAAGCGUACCACAAAAAAAAAAACAACAUUUACCACACACAAACCUAAACGUACGCAUACAAUAUCAUGCAAAAUUUAAUAUUAUUAUGCUCUAAAAAAAUUAUUUAUAGGCAGUGUGAAAAUAAGCGAUAAAUGAAAUAUUAAUUUUUACAGUCAUAACAUAAUAUCUACAAAUACAAAGUGUUGUGUUCUUUAUCAUCCCAAAUAAGAAAGUUACCCAUAAUAAGGGGUGUUUUCUUUUCCUCUUCCCUUCAGGCACCCAGAAUUUAAAAUAAAACAAAAAUAAGUUGCAGUGAGUAAGUGAGCGAUGAUGCAAAAGUGAAUAAUACAAAACAAAAUUAAAUGGAAAUUGGAAAAAAAGAUUAUAAAGUAAAAACAAGCCCUAACAAAUUACCACCACCAAGUUAAACAACAGCAACUACUACUACAACAACAACAAGAUUAUCAAGCCCAGAGAGUAUAAAAGAUAAGAGAUAAGUUGCAACACAAAAUAUUGACAACGACGACGACUACAAUUGCGUUCAACCACAUAUAAUUGCCAACAUUAAUAAAUUACCACCCAACAACAUCUGAUUAAUUUUAUCGUUUUCAAAAAAUAAUAAGAGUCAGUGAAUAGUCUCGCUCCCCUCUUCAUCUCUGCUAAGCUCUUUCUCUGCUCAAAGGGCUUGAGAAUAACAAACAAGUAGUUGCCGACCUAACGAUUUCAACCAUCAUCCACCAUUAGCAAACCAACCAACCAACCACCCACUACACCAUACCAUUGACCACCCAACACAAUCUACGUCAUCAUCUCUUACUCUUGUUGGCGGUGUUCUCUUUUCUCAUCGUCUCAUGUGUAUGCGUGUGUUAUUGCAUCCUAAUUGGAGUUACUUGCACUGAACAUUUUUAAUCAUUCAAGGAGAAAACUCAAUAUUGGCGCCCAACCCAACAGAGAACUGCAACGAGCAACUUAAAGUUGGUUUUACAAUUAUUCCACAAAAAGCUAUUCUCCAACUAAUGGAAUUUAGAUAAAUCAGCACAAACAAACAACCCGACACCCAAUUUCUUGCAUUGCUCUUACAGCAUUGUGAGGGAGGAGUAGGAAAAAGGAAUACAGAUUCAAAACACACCCAUGCAAUGGAUUAUUUUGGACUAAUCUAGCUAACCAAAACAAAAAAAAAUAUACAGAAAACUAUGAAAUGGAUUGUCUUACUUGAAAUCACUAGUUGUGGAUCUACCAGCUAAGGUAUCACGCUAUAUAAUGUGAACUGAGAGAUUGCAGUUGGCUGCAAUCUGUUAAAUAUAAAGGAAAUCUAUAGACUUUGAGACUACUCAAGAGAUUAUUUGGAAACCAAAGAUUUACAUUUAUUCACACACACACACCACCCCCAUACAUCUGGAAAACGCUUCUCCAUACAACCAAUCAUGUCGAAACAUAACGAUAAUGACCAUUUACGUAAUGAUAUUUACGAGAAUUUGCCCUGUCAAGCCAUGUUCAAUGAGUCGGUGCGCAAGAUUCAACAACAGAAAUCGGCUCAGGCUCAUAAUCCCAAUAACAUCAAUCUGAACAAGGCUUUGUCACAGCAAUUGUUGCUAAACAACAUCAGCAAUCAAGGAUCACACAUCACACAAAAUGUUGUCAAUGUGGUAAACUGCAAUUCUAACUCGGCGCCAAAUAACAAACAUCAAAAUCUAGGCAUAGGCAGUGGUCCGCCGCGACACAAUGCGAGCGGACAAAUGCCCAAGGAGAUGAUCUAUGCCACGCCUCUGAGAAAAUCUGAUCGCUACAAAAGUGGUGAGCGGAGUCGUUUAACAGCAGGGCCUGCAGCAAUUUCCCCACGACCCUUGAAAGAAAAUGAGGCGUGCGAAAUGAAAAUGAACAACAUCAUGGACUACAAACCACUCAACACCAGAGACAGCAAUCGUGUGAGCAGUGGUGUCGGCAGUAGUGGGGGCGCUAAUCGCAAUGGUAAUGCUGCAGUACCUGUAACCGACUUGGAUGACGAGCCAGACUCGGGCUGUACCUCGAGUAAUAUGUAUGCUAAUAGGGGAAUACCUUUACCCUCUGGCAGUGGCGGAGGUAGUGGAGGCACCCCCAAUCACCAAUUGGAGGAUCGGCGCAUAUUGAAUUUCCUCAAGGACACCACACAAUUGCAAAAGAAAAUGGAAAUUUCCGGCAAAGAUUGUCCCAAUUCGAGUUUCUCGAAUUUGGCCCGCGAAGAACAUUUUGCCAAUUUGGUACAGCAAAACUUCCCCAUAGAAGCAUCACGCAAGAGCUUCGAUCCUGAAGAUGAAAUGGAGGCAGCCCUAGAAGGAGCUGCCAAUGGCAUGGCAGGGAACCUGGAGGAGACUUCCGACAAUUUAGAGGUCUUUAUGCAAAAGAAGAUAUCACCCGACAAAGAGGUAAAUGGCUUUGUGGGUCAUCGUUCUGAGAUGGGUCACCAUCAGCACCAUCACCAACAUCGUUAUGGCGCCAAAGUUUAUAUAAACCGUGAAUGGGUCCUGAAGAAAAUUGCCAUGUGUUUGGAACAGCGCACAGCGGGGAAGAAAGCCAUACCCGGGCUUUUGGGUCCUUCGUCAAAUAGCAAGAGUGAAGCUUUUGCAAGCUCUUCCAAUUUCAUGUCAUCUCGCACUAAGGCCUCGGCCAUCUCUUCCUCCACCUACAAUGGAUGCCUGGUCUUGGGUUCCAAUGGGUCUGGCAAGACCAGCAUAUGCCAGGCCAUUAUGAAUGGCAACUCAGGAACACGAGGUCUGCUUAAUCGUAAAUUGCUGGCCUCGUACCUUAUUGAAUCCCAAAAUCCCGAGUGCCAUAGCCUGUCGCUAUUCAUACGUAAGUUGGUGCUACAACUGCUCAGUCACUCUUCGCUUAUAGCCAAAGAUGAGAGUCAGCGCAUAAUUGAUGAGGGUUUCUCCUUUCUGCAUGAUGAGGUGCAGCAGCAAGAAUCGAAGCUGGAUGAGGCCAUGAACAAUAUUUCGCUGGAUGAAAAUGCUGAGGAUAUUUUAAUAGCCGAACUUAAGCGAGGGGCCAACGAAUGUGAUAUUGCAGAGUUGGAAAAUUUCCAUGAACGCAGAACCUCCACUUCCAAGAAAUCGGAAAAUUUGCAAUUGAUGCGUCAGAAAUCGGAGCCGGUGCCUCCCACACAUCAGCAUUUGCUGGAAAGGGAGGAUGACGAUGACGAUCAGACGUUGGAGGGUAAAAAGUGUUAUGGCACCCAUCCUCCCAAAGGACAGAAGAAAAAAGCCAGCAAAGAUUUCGAUGAGAAUCGCAAGGACAAUGACACCGAGAAAAGGGAGGGAGCAAAGCAUCGAGAAGACUGCAGCGACAGAGAUUUGUCCUCCACCAAGACCAGUCCUGGCCGUAAAUCCAAGAUUCCGGUGAAAUUAUCCAGGACUGGUCCGGGCGGGGUGGCCUCGCCCAUAAAACUUGUAAACUCCCCCCUAGGUAGUGGUGUGAUUGGCUCUUCGUCCAUUACCUCCCCUCAACAGGGUGGCGGCGAAGAUAUAGCCUCGGUGGCCAAUGAAGAUCUCAAGCAUGAAAUCCAAGCAGCUAUCAAUGAUGAUUCCAAUGCCAGUUCUCUGGAGAAACAAAACAACGAAGACAAACCCGAAGCCGAUAAAGAUAUCGAAGGUUUCUCUCAGCAGCAAUGCCGCGAGAAAGAGAAAGAGACAACGAAUGCCAUCGAGCUUAAGGAGCAGUUGGAGGAUGGGAAGCUCUCGAAAGAGGAGGGCUCUCCCGAGAGAGAUGAAACCGAAAGCAAUCUCAUAGACUUUGAGAGUAAAUCCCAAAAAGAUGCCGCCGACUCAACCAAUCAACCCAUGGCCUCUUUCAGCACUCUACCUCCACCUUUGCCCAAGACGAAAAGCUGUCGCACUAUUAUAGCGGAUGGCUAUUAUGAAUUGCUGCUUUCCAAUCCGGAAAUAUUCGAAUGUCUCACAGUGGACAACAUUGAAAAGAACCCGGAUGAGUGCUUCAAGAAGGCCAUUCUAUUUCCUCUGCUGGAGUUGACUCCACCCAAGACGGCUUUGCUGCUGUUGAUUGAUUCCAUCGAUGAGAAUUACAUUAACGAGGGCAAUCUCAUAUCCACCCUCAAGGGAGGCAGGGGCACUGCUGCCAGCACCCAUAAGAGCCGAAAUGUGGCCGAGCUACUCUCCAAUCAUAUUCACCUCUUUCCCAAGUGGCUUUUCCUGGUGUGCACCACCAAGAAGCAGACGAAACAAAUCACACGAAUGUUUACCGGUUUCAAGAAGAUCACCUUGGAUGAUCUGCGCAAAUCGCAUGUGGUCAAGGAUGUACAGGAGUACAUCAUUAAUCGCUUGAACUCCGAUUUCAAGGACAGCAUUAUGCUCACCAAAGAAAUCAUUGAGUCCUUGCAUCAGCUCUACAUUAAAUCGAAUGGCUGCAUCCUCUAUCUGGAGAAGGUGCUGAAUGGCAUCAAAGAGAACUUCUUUAGUUUUCGCGAGAUCAAACUCAUACCCUGUACCCUGAAUGGCCUGUACUUGUACAUCUGCCAAAAGUCCUUCAACAAGAAGCAGUACAUGAAGAUACGACCAGUGCUCAAUGUGCUGCUGGCCUCCUCGGGCUAUGUGGACAAGCUGUUCCUGUUCAAUUGUUUGCGCACCCACAACUACACCAUCGAUAAUGAGGAGUUCGAGAAGCGACUGCAUCUGAUGAAGAACAUUUUGUUGUACGAUGUGGACCAGCGACGCCUGAAGAUAUUUCACAACUCCUUCUCGGAUUGGUUGGUCGAUGUGAAGUUUGCCACCAAAAAAUUCAUAUGCGAUGUCAAUGAGGGUCAUGUCAUGAUCUCCCUGUACUAUCUGCUGGUUGCGGAGACCCUAUGUGCCAAUACAGUGCGCAAGUUCAUCUAUCACCUCAUCAAGUCGGGUGAAUAUCUGACGAAUCGUAGCAUUGACUUGGACAUGAUCCUUAUGUUGCUAGAGUCCCGUCUGAACCUUAACGAUUGCUUCUACACGAACCACUUAAACUGCUGCUCGUCCUGUGAGGUUGACUUCAAGAAUGAUCCCAACUUUUUACCCAAGACCCGCAACAUGAUUGAGAAAUUCCUAAACAACGAACUGUGUGAUGAGUAUUCCCAGUUGCUGUGUGACUUCUUCAAGCCCAGCCUACCGACAGAUGCUAAAAUUCUUAAGCUGCUCAUAGAGACCGGCAUCAAUAAUGCCGAUUCACAGACUUCCUGCGAGUCCUCCCUAAUGUCUCCGGAACUAUCGGAAAGAUCUCAGAACAUAGACUUUGAACUGGCUGAUUUGCUAAUCUCCAGUGAGAGAUCUUGUAUUCUGGAAACGCAAAGACCCUCCAGUCCUUCGGAGAAGAGUGAGCCUCAUCAUGAAAGUCAGGAUGAUAAUGCCUCCUCUACCCUACAUCAACUGUCCGAUUCGAAUCGCAUAGAGCUGCACAAGGGCAAGGCCUUGAUACACAUUUUGGCAAAUGAUGGCAAUCACUUGUUGCUGGAGCGAGCCCUUAAUGCCUGCAAGGGACCUAUAGAUCUGGAGAUUGAAGACUACAACGGUCAGACUGCCUUGAAUAUAGCCGCUCGCAAUGGUCACUUGGAUGUUGUGAAGCUGCUGCUGAAUUUCUCUCAACCCUGCAAUGAUGGCACGGGACGCAUGAAGAGAGUUGAUGUUAAUCAUGCCGACCGCGACGGUUGGACUCCUCUACGCUCUGCUUCCUGGGGUGGCCACACCGAGGUGGUGAAGCUGUUAAUAGCACAUCCGGCAUGUAAAAUUGAUUUAGCCGAUAAGGAGGGACGCACUGCUUUAAGAGCUGCUGCCUGGAGUGGUCACGAGGAUAUUCUCAAGAUUCUCAUAGAGCAUGGGGCCGAUGUUAACUCUGUGGAUCGCCAAGGGCGUACCUCUCUCAUUGCUGCCUCCUAUAUGGGGCACUAUGACAUUGUUGAGAUUCUGUUGGAGAAUGGAGCUAAUGUGAAUCAUUUGGAUUUGGAUGGACGCAGUGCUUUGUGUGUGGCCGCUUUGUGUGGUUCCUCGGGCUAUAGCAAGGUUAUCUCCACGCUACUGGAACAUGGUGCUAAUACCGAUCAAUUGGAUAACGAUGGCAUGUCUCCCCUGUUGGUCAGCUCCUUCGAGGGCAAUGCUGAGGUCUGCGAAUUGCUGCUGGAGAAUGGUGCAGAUCCUGAUUUAGCUGACUUUAUGGGUCGCACUCCGCUUUGGGCUGCCUGCACCGCUGGGCAUGCCAAUGUGGUUAAACUUUUACUCUUCUGGGGUUGUGGAAUCGAUUGCAUGGACUCCGAGGGUCGAACAGUACUCAGUAUAGCCGCUGCUCAGGGAAAUAUAGAAACUGUCAGACAACUAUUGGAUCGAGGUCUGGAUGAGACACAUCGUGAUAAUGCCGGCUGGACACCGCUGCAUUAUGCGGCCUUUGAGGGCUUCCAUGAGGUUUGCCUGCAGUUAUUGGAAUCGGGUGCAAAAAUCGAUGAGUGCGACAAUGAAGGAAAAACCGCCUUGCAUUUGGCCGCCCAGGAGGGCCGCACCCAAUGCAUUCAAGUUCUGCUGGAAUGUCUAGCCACUUUCGUCGACCAGAAAGCCCACGAUGGCAAGACAGCAUUUCGUUUGGCCUGCAUUGAGGGUCAUUUGGAGACAGUUCAAUAUUUGCUGAAAUACAAUUGCGAUGUGAAUUCUAAAGAUGCCGAUUCGCGAACGACUCUCUACAUAUUGGCUUUGGAGAAUAAGCUGGAGAUGGUUAAAUAUCUGCUAGAGUUUACCGAUGUCGAUGUGAAUAUCUCGGAUAGUGAGGGUCGUACGGCGUUACAUGUAGCCGCUUGGCAGGGUCAUGCGGAGAUGGUGAAAAUGUUGAUAACCUUGGGUAAUGCCGAUGUGAAUGCCAUGGAUCUUGAGGCUCGAACACCACUACACUCCUGCGCCUGGCAGGGCAAUCACGAUGUCAUGAAUAUUCUACUUUACUUUGGAGCUUUGGCUGAUCAUGCCUGUAAGCAGGGUGCCUCCGCUUUGGGCAUUUCAGCUCAAGAGGGUCAUGAAAAAUGUGUAGUUGCUCUCUUGAAAUAUGGUGCAAAUCCUUAUAAAUCCGAUCAUUGUGGCCGUACACCAAUCAAAUUGGCUGCCAAAUCAAAUCGCACAAAUAUUUUAAAGAUUUUUGAUAACUACACCAAAAAUGAAUCUAACCAACCCAUCGAUGGUAGCAAGUUCCAUCAUGGCAAUAUGUUGCGCUCACCCGAUCAACCGCCCUCGAUUCCGGCUCAUGCUAAUCUCAGUAUGGGCGGUUUGUCGGCUUCGCCCUACCCACCACAUGCCUCAGCUUCAUCGGUAUGCUCAGCCGCCACUACAGCUACGGUCAACAACAAUAUGGCGGCGCCCAGUAUUCUGAAUGCCUCAAGCUCAACACAUAGUUCGAACAAUUUCUAUCAGAACACCAUGCAAUCGGAUACGAGCAGUUUGCACAAGCGUAAAAGUGUUAUUUCUAGUCAAUCAACUGGUAGCAGUAAUGAUGCACCUCUCACCUUUACUCAGCAAUUGCAACGACAAACAAAGCUCAGCUCACGCAACAAUCCAUUUAUGCAAAAUGCUUCAAUGGUUAACUCGAAGCAUAGCCAUUCGGCUUCAUCUUCAUCAUUGGCCCAUAAAACCGGUGGACAUCAACGACACUCACAAAUGUUGCCCGAUCUCAAUGAGCACCAAAUGGCAUCGAACAUGGCCAGUAAUGAGGCUGAUCUUUAUGAUAUGGAAUGUAUGUCGCCCUUGUAUGCUACACCACCUCAUUCGCCCAGCAGUGAGUUAAGCUCUCCCGGCCAAUUGCCUUCGAUUAAUAAUAUUGAAGAUUGUGCUGGCGGUGCGUCUGGCUUAAAUGGCGGUGGAUGCAUGAAUGGUGGACCCAGUGGCAGCUCGGGCGGAAAAUCUGUAUUACCCGAUAAUCAUUUUGCUCGUGAUACCCAUAUGCGCAUCAUUUUGGGAAAUUUAAAAGAAAACCAGGCAAGCUCAUCAAGCAAAAGCAAACGCAGUGGCAUUACCACCAAUCCCGCAAUGCGCCUCAUACGUAGUCGAUUCGAUUCAGCGGCCCAGCUCAUAAGGCGAACCAACAACAUACUAUCGAGCAAUAGUCAGGGUUCAUCCAGCAUUGGCGUCAAAUCGGGAACUUUCCAGUGGCGCAAAGAAAGUCAAAUGUAAAAUGUAAAGCGUAAUGCAAAUUAACAGAAAAAAAAAACAAAAACAAAAAUUCUAUUAAUUUUAAUUGAAUUAAUUAAAUAUUUAAUUUAACAUUUCUAUGCUCUAGGGAUGUAGAAAUGUUUAAAUUGUAGUUUAAAAUUUUUUUAUUUUGUUUGUUAUAAUCUGAUGAUUUGUUUAUGUUUUUAAGUAUUUGAUUUUGUGAUAGUUUAAACAUAAGUUUUAGCAUUAAUAAUUUAAUACAUUAACACUCACAUAUAUACACACAUAAUAUUUUAAAUUAUUUCUAGAAGAGAAAAACAAAAUCGUAGAACUUUUGAUGAUCAGAAACCUUCCGCUCCUUUUAAUCCCUCACCUCAAAUUUAAUAAGAAAUAUAAAUUACAAAUAGUUACAAUGCAAGUAGCAGAGAACUUAGAACAGAAGCAAAAUUAAAACAAUUUCAAGAAAAAUACAAUAAAUUAGAGAAAAACGAAAAAUAUAAGAAAUAUCACUUACACCGACAAUUAUACACACAAUUGUAGGAAGGGAAACGGAACUCAAUUAGCGAGGCAGCAAAGGAGGCACGAAGACAACUACACUGUAGCAUUGUAAUAACAUUCAUAGAAGUUUUUUACACACUCACAGAAACCUCAUUAAACUUAUAUACCAAUAAAUCCCGACCACUUCCCAUUGGAUUCCCUCCCUUCGGUUUUUUGGUUAGAAAAACACUAAAUUACAAUAUUAAAGCAAUAUGCGUAUGCCAUUUAGAUGUUUGUUUUUACAACAAUCACUUAUGUAUUCAGUUCAAUUAUUUUUUAAAACUCUAUUCUUAUUUAUAUAUAGUUUUAUAUAUAUAUAUAUAUAUAUAUAUAUGUAUGUUUACAUAAUACAAAAAAAAAGUUUAAAAAUAUUAUAGAAAAAAUAUAUUGUAACAAAAAAACAAAACAGAGACAUGAUUAUAAUGAAGCUGAAAGAGUGCAGAAACAUUUUCCCCGAAAUAUGAAAAUCUAUAUUAUCUUUAAGAAAAACAAACAAAAUGAAAAGAAAAGAAAACCGAAAGCGAGAGAAAAAACUCAACAUCGUAAAAAUCGUAUUGUUUUUAGUUUAACGAAAAACAAAUGUACUGACACACUUAUUAUUACUAGUAUACACGAUAUGAAACAAAAACAUUUAUAAUAUUAUUAUUAAUUAUUAUUUAAUUAAACCGAACAAAAAACACAAAAAUCCCUAGAAUACAGUCUGGACAGGCAUACAUACAUUCAUGAAACAAAAACAAACAAAUAAAACAACAAAACAUAAAUACUUAAUACAUUAGUCAUUAAAAAAGAGAAAUUAUUAAAUAAAUUAUUUUCAAUCUAAAUGAAACAAAAACUCACACAAUUUUUUGCUUUUUUUUGUGUUUUUGUUCCCAA
This is a messenger RNA of Stomoxys calcitrans (stable fly), 9730 nucleotides long. Its product is annotated as ankyrin repeat domain-containing protein 50. Bases 1613 to 8341 code for a protein of 2242 amino acids. Gene Ontology annotation, molecular function: protein binding. NCBI's taxonomy places the organism in Eukaryota, Metazoa, Arthropoda, Insecta, Diptera, Muscidae. The transcript is spliced from 11 exons. The record is from RefSeq and is a predicted model, not a curated record.